CAGUAGCUACACGUACUUGAUGUCGUUAAAAUCGUCUUUACAUCAAGAUAUAGCAGGAUAUUGUCGAACGGAUCAAGUGUGAUAUUCUCUGUAUACACUGGAAGAUUGCUUGUAUAUACACUUGCAACUGCCUAGCGCUUUCGAGGUCGACAAGACUGGAGAUUUGAAUGAAGAGCGAUUUAUCUUGACAGCUAUAUUUGCACAGUGAACUUUAGACUUGGCCGUUAUCAUGCUCUGCCUUCCAGCUUUGCGUAUAUAACGGAGAUGACAAUCGUUUUCUGAUGAGAUGGAAGUCCACGGGGCAACAGAAGAGAGGUUACAGAUUGCAGCGGAAUCCGUCGGCUGUGGCAUUCCUGGCACAGCGUCCACAGCCAGGGCUGAGCGCGAGUUGAGCAGCUAGGCGCUGUAACCUCUACUUUUACAAGACGGCCGUACUGUGGCCGUUCUUAAAAGUCCAGCGGAAAGUUUAGUAUUCCAAUGUUUUUCCUUAGAUCCAGGAAAGCUUGAACAUAACAGAAAGUAAGCAGUCAUAUUGUUUGAUGGAGGAUGGAGAAAUUUCGGGUAUUUUUGGAAGAGGAUAAAGUUUUGGGGCUUAGUCUUCGUUAUCCUAAAAACAGAUAGGCAGGCGGGAAGGAGUUGUGACUUCGUCGCCGACGGAAAGCAAACAAGAUGGGCAGAUUUACGCUAGCGGGGAAGAACACUAGCGUGAACUCCUUGUGGUCAAUUUGGUACUGUAUUUUGGUGCUGGGUUUGCAGGCAUACAUCACGUAUGUCGCUAUCGCCCAUUACCGACACAGCACUUCUCUACAGUGGGGUUCCAGCAAGAAGACGCCGUCCGAACUCACCUCUCAUGUCGGCCUUAUAUGCCUCUCUUUACUUUGCGUUCCUGUCUUUAUUAUCGCUUCUCUGUUUCGGGUUGGAAAUUACGCAAAUGACGGAGUCAAAUUUGGUCGUGAUCACGUGAUGCGAUUCAACAGCUUGGAUAUAGUGUCCAAGCCGGCUCGUUGUGGCUGGUUUAGGACCGUGUGGCGACAUUUUUGCCCCAUUUCCCAAACAGUUCAUCUGAUAAUGGCCUUCUGUUCUCUCCUGCCCACCACGAUGACGGUAGCCAUGGAAAUUAAAUACGGAUAUCAGUCAACAGAAACUAUUUGGAAAACGGACCUAGAUUUCCUAUUCCCCUCUGGCCGAGCUCGUGCCAGUGACCAGCUAGCCCUCAACUGGACAGAAAGUGGCAUUACAGGAAGUCCAGCAGUCCUGACCAGGAUUGUGGUAAAUCAGUCCAGUCCAUUGCCAGAUCCCACAGGCUGGGCCUAUCACAGCUCUGUCACACCGGCCUACGUGAACUUUUGUGCAGCUUUGCUGACAUUCUCAGUCCGUUACCCAGCUCCAUUCUGGUACACGAAUAAAAUUCUUAGCUGUAUUUUUGCAUCCUCCUUGUUGGCCAUUACCCUGGAAUCCUUGUUUGCCUUCUGUGGCUUUACCGUGCUUUAUAAGCUGAGCGUGAACAGCGGGGUCUACCAACAAGUGACAUCAGCGCUUGGACCCUCAACUUCGCUCAUUCUCUACAUGAUCAGUGGCUGCUUGCUCCUUUUGUCUUCUGUCGCCGUCUUUGAGUAUGGGUUUUACUUUUUCCAACAGAAGUUUCGUUUGGUUGAACAAAACCACCAUCCCCAUGUCGUCAAGCAGAUAAAAAUGACUGAAAAUAGCUGCCAUGGUUACAUACCUCAUUUCAGUGCCAUGGUUAUUCUUGUUUUAUUAGCUGCCUGUAAAGGACCAAUCAUAUUCGACCUUGUGCAAGUGUAUCGUGUAACGGGUGAUGCGUUUGUGUUGUCAUGUGUUAUCGUGGAUGUCUGCUACAUGCUGUUAUGGAUUGCACUCUGGUUCUUAUUGACAAUCAAACAGAAAUGGAUGUUUCGUAUUUUAGAUUACAUGUCAGUGGGCAGUCCUGUGUUCACUAUUCAGAAUGAACACGUGCUCCGCAAUCCCAACUUUGAGGCUAAUUCUGAAGGGUUAGAGCUUGCAGAAAGGAAGCGUAAACAGAGGAGGAGGGUCCGUGCAAGCCGGACUUACAGUGGGGAGCUGACAGGAAGUGAACGUUCAGAUGAUACAGAGAAUGCCACUGAUGAUGAAGUCAAUGACCAGUUGCCUGAUCCUAGCCUCCUAGAUAACCUGGGUGUUGAUGGUCUGGAAAGACAACGCGAUUCUGUUGAGGGAGUCCUGGUGAGAAAAAACAAAAACAGAAGAAGUCUUGGCCAGAGGGUGACCUUCGAUGAUGAUGUGAAAAUGAAAAACCUCACUGAUGAAGAAUCUUUUGAGAAAAAUACUAGAGCACAAAGAAUGUCCAAAAGUUUUGAUCCUAAGCAAGUUCAGUUAGAUGUAACGGCAGAUGUUCAUGACCCAGUUGUUCAGCAAAGGUUUAGUCGGGAGAACUCGCCCAGUAAAGCAAGAGGCAGUGCAGGGGUAGUCACCGUCGGCAAGCCUUCAGCAGCUGAGCCUGAAGUAAGGAACACAAUGCCUGAUUCACGAGAGAGUACCAUGACAAGGGAAUAUCGCAAGAAUAUCCGCAGUAAGUGUGGCGAGUAUUACUCAGGGCUUUAUCUUAAUGAUCUAGAGGAAGGGAGUCAGGAAUCCUUAGCAGGGAGUGGUUCGGUGAUCAGUAAUUCACAGGAUUCGCACAACACCCCUCUGGGUGGGAAGUCGCCCAUGAAAGCCUCACCAACUAUUAACAUAGAAAGUGCAAUCAACAAAACAGUAGAAGAGCGACAACAUCCAAAUGAGAACAGUUCAAUAAAAGACUCCAAGAAAAGAAAUUCCUUACAUAUGGAGAAGAGGAAGAGUGGCUCUUAUGUUGACAAUGUCCUUUCAUUACAAGAUUUACAAGACAUGAAGUCAGCAGCUCUGAGAAAUAAUUCUAGCAGCUUGCGAAAUUCACAAGAUGUUAAGCCUGACUUGCUUCCAAUGGACUCAAAUCAUUUGAUGCCGCGAGCCAUCAAGUUGGUGCAUGGAAACAAACCUGAAAUUGGAAGAAGGGACUCAGCCAAUUAUUCCAUGGCCUCCUCCCAAGAGACUUCCUCCAAUGAAUCAGAUCAUGGCCUGUGUAGUCAGGUGUAGAAACGAUAGACAGAAUGCUUUUAUCUAUUUAUAUAUUGAAAGAUGCUUUCUAUGCAAAAGGCUUUCCUGUGAUCCCAUGGUGUAUGGGGAAAAGUGUUCAAAACGCAAGCCAACAAUGGCUCUGCAGUGCUGAAAAUGUAUCAUUUUUUACAUAUUGACUUGUUUGUAUGGGUUACCAGAACAUUAUUUGUUUGUUAUUUACUUACUUUUCCUUAGUAUUACCUAACUCUAGGCAAGUUGAAAUUACGUGCUUCAACAUUUGAAGUACUGUUAAUAUCCCAUACUUAAACAAGAAUUUGUAAAGUCGUGCAAAGCAUGCAUUUUUGUGAUCUUGUAAUUAUGUUGUCCAUGUACUUGUUUGAAAUAAAGAUCGAUAUUUG
Liolophura sinensis is the source of this 3491-nucleotide messenger RNA. RefSeq lists its product as uncharacterized. The record is from RefSeq and is a predicted model, not a curated record. The transcript has 3 exons. Lineage: Eukaryota; Metazoa; Mollusca; Polyplacophora; Chitonida; Chitonidae. The coding region runs from base 670 to 3111 and encodes 813 amino acids.